CACGCACACACCACACGCCGACGGGCGAUCGGCCACCGACGUCGCCGGCCAUUUGGUGUUGAGACGCGGCGCCGUGGACACGUCUACGAGACACAGUCAUGGCCCAGUGGACUGUGCACGCGUUUUUGGCGGCCGCGUACUGUUGUUGCUGCCUGGUGGCCGCCCUUCCGUCUCCGCAAUCGGCGGCCGGCAUGACCGUCGGGUUAGCCGCCGCGAACACUUCCGCCGGCGGCGUAGCCGUUCCGUCGCCUUCGUCCGCCGCCCGGAACAAGCGGUGGUCCACGACGUUUGGAGCCAACUCGAGCAACAAGAACGUGACAGCUAAUAACGCAGUUCAGGAAUGUACUACAGACUCUGAUUGUUUAGAUACGCCAUUUACAUCUUGUGCGCUUGAUCCAAGUGACAAGAAAAGAAAAUGUUUGUGCGCAGAUGGAAAACUGCCAUUGAAUGGCGAUUGCUUAAAAAAACCAAGAGGACCGCUUUUUGUUCCAGCAUUAAAAACAUCAUGUGAAACAGACUUGGAGUGUUUGCCGAAUGCCAUAUGUAAAAAUAACGCUACAUCAACGAAUCCAAGAUUGAAAAUAUGCGCGUGUAAAGACGGAUUUAUCGAGGAAAAGGAGUCUUGCAACUAUGCUGAUUUAUUAACUUUCAAUUACACAACCUUGUUGAUCGCAGUUUUCACUUCAUGGAUUUGGAAUGAUCAUCGUGCAUAAUCAAUAAUCAUAGUAGACUUUUUCAAAACAAUAUUUCUUCUAUACUUACACAUUAUUAAUUAUUUAUUUACUAUAAUAUUUUAUGUUAUAUUUCACUAAAUUGAUGCACAAAUUAAAAAUAAUAUUGUAAGGUCCUGUUAUAUUAUUACCUUACAAAAUGUUUGCCUAAUUUUAGUCGAAUUAAUAUUUCAAUUUAUUAUAUAAUAUAGGUAUGUAUCCUAUACUAAUAUUUUAUCAUUUUUUUAUUACACAUUAUUUAAGAUUG
Messenger RNA from Aphis gossypii (cotton aphid), 978 nucleotides. RefSeq lists its product as uncharacterized. NCBI's taxonomy places the organism in Eukaryota, Metazoa, Arthropoda, Insecta, Hemiptera, Aphididae. The record is from RefSeq and is a predicted model, not a curated record. The coding region runs from base 99 to 713 and encodes 204 amino acids. The transcript has 4 exons.